AUGGAGAGGGACAGCGCGGGGAAUGGCGAGCGCGCGGAAACAAGCGGGGCAGAAGCGGAAGCCGUGCAGGGGGGACCGGAGGAGCCGAUAGAGGCGGCAGGGGCAGGCGAGGGGGAACGGGGGAGCGACGCGAUGGAGGACGAUGGGGGUGUGGGGGAGCGCGAUGGCGCGGCCGCGGCUGAGGCGCGGAAUAACGAAAGGGAAGCGCCCGGGCGGCGCAGCAAGGAAGGCACCAGCGGGCGGCGCACAGGCGGGCGAGACGCGAGUGGGCGAGGAGGGGCCGAGAAAUUGGCGGGAGAGGGAUUGAAGGCGAGGGGUGAGGGGCGGCGCAGGAGCGAGGGGGCUGCGAAUUUGAACGGGGAGCCAGCGGAGGGCGCCAAAGGGAGGGGCGCGGGACCGCGCAAAGGCGAGCGCGCGGUGAGGGGGAGUGCAGGGAAUGCCACGUCGUCCCCCCGCUCGAAUGGCAGCAGCGGGGCGGCGAGGGCAAGCGCGCGGACCCCUGGCAACAGCAUGGCGUCUCCGCGGAACGCUGCUUCUUCCGCCACUGCUGCCGCGCGGGCAGACGGCCCAGGGGCGGCAGCAGAGAGCGCAGGGGAGGCAGCAGAGAGCGCAGGGGCGGCAGCAGAGAGCGCAGGGGCGGCAGCAGAGAGCGCAGGGGCGGCAGCAGAGAGCGCAGGGGCGGCAACAGAUAGCACAGGGGCGGCAACAGAGGCGGCAGCAGGGAGUGCAGCGCCAGCAGCAGCGGAGAAGAGGCGCGCGAACGGGGGAGACGCGGAGGGUGGGGCGGAAGGUGAAGACUCUGGUGAGGGGGAGAGUGUGACAGGGGGAGGAGGAGGGCCCGCGCAGGCGAUGGAGAGUGCAGGCGGAAGCGAGCAGACGACACAAGGGGAGGUGGCGGAGGAGGCUGUGCGGAACAACGAUGGGGGCAGCAAGGAUGGGGGGAAAAAGGGUGCGAGAGAGGGAGGAGAGGGAAUGCAGGGAGGGGAGUGUGCAGCGGAGCCAGGCUCUGGUAAAGAGGAGGAGGGGUGCAAGGAGGGGGAGGCGGGUGGAGGCAAGGGGACCGGAGGGGUGGACGGGCAAGAUGGCGGGGUGGGUGGUGUUGAGGGCGAUGCGGCAUGGCAGGCAGUGAGGGGGCGGUUAGAGUCCUGCCCGCCCCCACAGCAGAAGGGGCAGCGCCCGCUGCUGCAGCGCCAGGCGCUUCCGCAGCGGUGGGCGGGGCAGAGCAAGCCGCAUGGGGUGCUGAGGGGGACGAGCAAGUUCCAGAGCAGCAUGAGGAGGGGGAGGGCGCGGAGGGGGAGGCGGAGGGCGCGGGGGGGGGAGGGGCGGGGGAGGCGGGUGCGGCGGGUGCGGUCGAUGGACGCGGCCUUCUCCCCGCUGCUGGCUGCCGACCCCUCCGCCUGGCAGGCCGCCGGCCGCCCCGCGUGGCACGGCGUCAUGGGGUGGGGCGCACGCGUGGUGCGCAGCCUUGCCAAGGGCGGGCUGGGGGGGAAGCGCGCGGGCAGGGGCGGGAAGGGUAAGGGCGGGGCGGAGACAGAGGGUGAGGAAGAGGCGCGGGCAGAGGAGGCGGCGGCGUGGGACGCGUAUGUGCUGGCGGGGGACGCGAGUGCGGGGGGCGAUGGCGUGGUGGUGCUGCCACUGGGGCCAGCAGGGGUGCCCCGCACACACACUGCCGGGGAGGUGUGGGCAGCGCCGCCUGGCGUGGGCGCUGCUGUGGCGGGGCUGGGCGGGGUGCAGCGAGGCGGGGCGGGCGUGGGGUGGGCGCAAGCGGCGUUCCCCCGCAGCCACUCGGACAGCGUUAGGGAGAGCCGCGCCGGCCGCCGCGCCGCCUCCCUGCUCGCCCCUGGCGGCGGUGGUGGUGAUGUGUGGGCUGGCGCAGCAGCGGCGGAGAGGGUGGUGGUGCUGCGGACCAGUGGCGAGGGGGGUGGGGAGAGAGAGGCGCAGCAGAGUGGCGCAGGCAGAGCAGCGGUGAAGAGUGCGGACGCAGAGGGGGAGCGGGAAGGGGGGGCCACGGAUGGGGAGGCAGGGCAUAGAGCGAGCGCGGAGGAAGGGGGGGAGGAGGCGGGCAGCAAGGGGGGGGCGAGUGGCGUGGCGGAGCAGAGUGCAGCAGAGGCGAGCAAGGCGCGCGCGGAUGCAGUGCUGGCAGCGGCGGUGAUGGCGGCGAAUGCAAGCACCAAGCCACAGUGGGCCUCGCAGCACCAGUGGCACACGCAGCCACACGACCCACAAGGGCAGGGGGGAGGAGGGGGGACAGAGGCAGAGGCAAUGGAGGAGGAGAGGAGGCGAGCAGAGGAGGCGGAGAAGAAGCGAGCGUGGGACGAGGCGGUGAGGGUGGUGCGGCUGAGGGAGCAGCAGCGCCGCCAGCAGGCCGCUGCCGCCCUCGCUGCUGAGGAGGCUGCACGGGGCGGCAGAGCGGGCGGCAAGGGAGGGCAGGCAGCACGGCGCCUGGCGAGGCGGCGACGCCGCGUGGUGGCUCGGCUGGUGGCGGAGGUGGGAGAGAGAGGGGAAAGGGCUGGGAGGCUUAUUUUGGGGGAAAGGGAGGCUCCGACGGGCGAGCUUCGGGAGGCGGUGGAGGGCAGGAGGGCGAGGAGGAGUGCGGUGGAGUACCACCUUCUGCACGCCGGCAUCUUCCUCCACCCGCCUGCCAACCCCUCCCCGGAGGAGGAGGAGGAGGCGCGGAGGGAGGCGGCGGAGGUGGAGUGGCUGAGGGGGGAGGUGAGGGUGGCGCGGCGGUGGAUGGACGUGCAGCGCCUCGUGUGGAUCAACCGCGACCGCCAGCACCGCUCCCUGCUGCGCCGCGGAGGGCAUGAGGAGCAGCGCGCUCAGCUGCAGCACAUGAUACAGCAGCUGGAGAGUCAGUUGUCGCAGCUGGAGCGGCACGAGGGGCUGCUGAGAGAGGGAAACUCGCAGCUCAACGAGGCGUUGGCGCAGGGCACGGCCCUGCCAGCAGCAGCAGCGGUCAUGCUCUCCUUCGCAUCCUUCUCCUCCCUGCCACCGGACCCCGCCUCCUCCUUCCCCCACGACCUCUCGCUCUCCGACCUGCCAGACGACGCCUCUCUCACCUCCGAGCCGCACUCCUCCGCGCUGCCCCCCUGGCUCGCCUCGCCCUCCACCGCCUCCGCCAGCCCCGCGCCCUCCAUGGGCCGCCCCCCCUCCGCCUCGCGCCGCUCCCUGCCCGCCUCGCACUUCGCGCAGCCCGCCCCCCACGCGCCGUCGCCCUCCCCCCGCCACAGUGCGCGCAGCCUGAGCGGCCCGCUGCCCUCCCCGCGCUCGCGCUGGCGCUCGCGCUCGCGCAACGCCUCGGGGCGGCGCCAGGCGCUGGAGCCACUGGCAGUGGGGGGAGGGGCGGGGGGAGGCGAGGGCGAGGAGGGGAUGUCGGACGAAGCGUCCCCCCAGCCCAUGUGCGCGCCCUUCACCCCCACCUCCUCCCGCCGCGCCAUCGACCAGAGCCGCGGCGCCCUCGAUGGCCGCAUGACCGGGGUGGCGGAGAGGGAGGCGGGAGAGGAGGAGGAGGACAUGCAGGGCGCUGUGGACACAGGCGCACUCACGCCCUCGUCGUCGCGCUUCUGGGGCUCCGCCCCUGACAGACGGCAGACCGACCGCGAGCGAGAGCGGGAGAGGGAGCGGGAGAGGGAGUGGGAGCGGGAGAAGGAGAGGGAGAGGGAGAAGGAAAGGGAGAAGGAGAGGGAGCGGGAGAGGGAGAGGGAGCGGGGAGGGGGAGGCGGGGCGAUGGAUCUGGCGGCGCGCUUCACUCGCGCGCUCUCACUGGCGCGCACCGAUGCAGACAAAGGGGGGGGUGCGGGGGCGAAGGGGGAGAAGGAGAAGGCGUCAGGGCGGUGGUGGGGGGGCCUCAACACACCGAGCUCACGGGCGGUGGGGCCGGCAGAGGCAUACCGCGUGGAACCUGGAGAGGGCUCCACCAUCCUGCACAUCUUCCACCAGGUCACACCCCAUCCUGCACAUCUUCCACCAGGUCACAUCUUCCACCAGGCAUCACGGCGCAUGCGCAGCAUGGAGGCGGGCGACUUUGAGAUCGCCGAGUGCGAGCUCUUCACGGCGCGGGACGACGUGGACGACCUGAGGGCGCACCCCAACCUGCUCUCCGAGCACAUGCUCAUCUGCCUCCUCCAGAUCUACCGCCGCCAUGCCUUUGGCGCCGUCACAUCGCCCGACCGCUUUGCCACCACGCCGCGCUCCGCCACCUUCGGCUCCUCCACCCAGCCCCUCUCCUUCCCCGACCCGCCCCUGCCCCGCCCCCCCCACCAACCCCCUUCGCGCCGCCGCACCUUCUUCCGCAGCCGCAGCGCCGCCAACCCCUCCUCGCACUCCCCGCGCUCCUCCCCCCGCCGCCACAAGCGCGCAGCAAGGGGGGGCGGGGAGGGGUACGGCAGCGACGAGGACGCGGCAGGGCGGCCGUACCCGCAGGCGUAUGGCGGCGUGGCGGUGGGCGGCGGGCCGUGGGAGGACGGCGUGAGCAGCACGGACGGGGAGAGCCCCUCGGGGCUGAGAGGCGCGCGGCACGGGUGGGACGACGGGGACGGGCGGGGGGGGCAGUGGCAGGCGAGGCGGGGGAGGCGGAGGGGUGGGGGAGGGAGCAUGGAGGAGGCGACGUUGACGGAGGUGUCGGAGUGGGAGGAGGUGGGCGACGACGACACGGACGUGGACCUGCGCCACCUCCGCGCCUCCGAGCUCGACCUCCUCGGCCCGCCCUCCGCCUCGCCGCUGCGCCCGCGCCUGCGCCCGCGCACGCCCACCACACUCUGGCUGCGCCACCGCCACCGCCACCACCGCUCGUCCGGGGGGGGCAGUGGGUGGGGCGCGGGCGCACAGCAGCAGGGGAGAGGCGGCGAUGUGGCAUCGCCGUACAGCAGUGGGAGGAGGGGGGGCGGUGGACACGGGGAGUUUCCAAACCCCAGCACGCCCAGCAGUGGCAGCGCUGCAGCAGGCGCUCUGCGGCUGGGGAGAACAACGUCCACCCGCGUGGUCACUGCUGUCGCCCGCGUGCUGCCCCCCCCUGCUCCCUCCGCCCCCGCUGCCACUCCCCCUGCUGCUGGCGCUCCGGGGGCUGGGGCAGGGGCGAAGGGGGGUAAGGAGAAGGAGAAGGAGAAGGGAGGGAAGGGGAAGCAAGGGGUCAAGGACACAGCAGGCAGCGCAGCAGCAGCAGCAGGAGCAGCAGCAGCAGCAGCCGCAGCAGCUGCUGCAGAGAAGGGCGAGUUGGGAGCAGACGACUUUGAGAAGUUUUUCGGAACGAGUGGAGAGGUGCCGGCGCCCACGGAGUGGAGUGCUUUGAGCAGCGCGCAGCUGGACCCAUACAGCGUGUUUGGCGAGCACCCGUGCCCCGACGCGGGCAACUACAUUCAGAUGCUGGCCGUGCAGCACCCGCCCUCCGAGGCCACCAUGACCCACGCCGACGCCACUCGCCUCCUGCACUUCCGAGCCAUGGCAGCGCAGCUGGAGGAGGUGGACCCAUCACUGCUGGCUCACAACGAGCGCCUGGCGUUCUGGAUCAACAUCUACAACGCCAUGCUGCUCUACAUCUACAUCGUCAUCCCCGUGCCCACUGACUUUGCUGACCGCAUCGCUCUCUUCAGCAAGGUGGGCUUCCUGAUAGGCGGCCAGCUGUACAGUGUGCUGCUCAUCGAGCACGCCGUGCUCAGAGCCGCCACCCACAAGCCCUACAUUAUCCGCGCCCUGCCCAGCACCACGUUCCGCCCCGACGAUGCGCGCUCGCUGUGUGUGCUGUCACGCGCCGAGCCUCUCGUGUCCUUCGCCCUCUGCUCCGGCACUCGCUCCUCGCCCUCCAUGCGGGUGUACCGGGCGGAGAGUGUGCAGCAGCAGCUGCGCGGCGCCAUGGUGGAGUACCUGGGGGCGGCAGUGAGCGUCAACGAGGCCAAUAAGAUCAUCAUCCCCAAGCUGCUGCACUGGUACCUACCGGACUUCGCACCGGACGUGUGGAGUCUGCUGGAGUGGCUGGCGAACGUGCUGCCCACCAACCAGGCCGUCGUGCUCAUGAACUGCCUCCCCACCGGCGCUGCCAACGUCUCCGCCUCUAAGUGCGUCGUCGUCACGCCCUUUGACUACCGCUUCCGCUACCUCAUCCCGCCCGUCCUGCCCAACUAG
Closterium sp. Naga37s-1 is the source of this 6117-nucleotide messenger RNA. The record is from the annotation of a GenBank genome assembly. Lineage: Eukaryota; Viridiplantae; Streptophyta; Zygnematophyceae; Desmidiales; Closteriaceae.